This is a messenger RNA of Fusarium coffeatum, 1605 nucleotides long. RefSeq lists its product as uncharacterized. The transcript has 2 exons. NCBI's taxonomy places the organism in Eukaryota, Fungi, Ascomycota, Sordariomycetes, Hypocreales, Nectriaceae. The record is from RefSeq and is a predicted model, not a curated record. The coding region runs from base 1 to 1605 and encodes 534 amino acids. Gene Ontology annotation, molecular function: protein binding.
AUGGAGUUGCCAGCAUGGAGAGCAUCUGCUCUCGAGGCCGCUUCUCAGUCUCUGUUUGAUGAGAGCUCCACUCGAUCCGAAGAUGCCAGUGUAUUACUCGUCUUACUUUCAUUCUUCUCGCCCUGCGAAAAAAUCCCGUUGGACCUUUUUGUACGCGGAUCGACAUCAAGGAAGCGCUGGACAGUCGAGGGAAAGAUUGAGCUUGUCAAUGCGACCAGGAUUGGACUGGCUCAAGAGUUGGUGGACCUCUUAUCAGAUGCCCAGCGACUUAGACAAGCUGUUGAUGAGCUGUGUCAAUCUGCUGCUGUGCUCAGAUAUUCCGACGGGACGUAUCAUUUGAACGAAGAUAUGUCAGCACGAGUUCAUCGAAGCUUGGCUCCAGAUACUCUACCAUUCUGGAGGCAGCAGGCGUUGGUCGUGGCGUACAGAGCCAUCCCCUGGAAGUAUAUCGAGUUCCCAGACCCUGUGGUUAGAUCAUUCUUGCCACAUCUACACCAUGUCGCCGAGAUGUUUCAAGACUGCUUCGAUGAAUUGCCCACGGCUACCAGAACUGACUUUAUGCUUACACUCAUCGAGGCUUUCCGUUUCCCAGAUAUGGCCUGGAAGUACUUUGCAAUUGGCCAAGCGGAGUUGGCUGCUGGGCGUUUAAAAGACACCCAUCUCCGCCUUUGCAUCGGGCAGACUAAAGCAGUGCUGGGUCGCCUGAGUGGGAACAUGGACGAGGCUGUCAGUAGUCUCCAGGAUCUUGUAUUAAACGACCCGGCUACCGUUAUAAGUAAGCGAAUACGGUGUGAAGUUGGCGUUGCCAUCAUCCAACGCUCUCUAAACUGUAUUCAGAUUGCAAAUCUUUCGACGGCACAGAAAUUACUGGAGGACUGGAAUCCCCAUGAUGCGGACCCAUCACCGUUGGAGAAAAUUCUUAGCUUCCGCAAAUAUUCGCUGCUGGGAAGAGUUAUGCGUUUGCAAGGUAACUUCGACAAGGCAUUGAAGCUUCUCAAGGCAGCACACCAAGCAUCGCGGAUGCCGAGCGAGCUCGUUUUCGACGAAGAUCUCCGCGACCUCACAUGCGAUCUUGCCGAUACUUUGCGAGAACUCGAUGAGCCCGUGGCUGGUGAGGAAUAUCUCCGUGCAGAGAUUAUACGGCGAACCGAGAGACCAGAUCCAUUGCCUGGUAAAUCGCUUCUGGAACUAUCUUUGGCCGAGGCUCUCUUUGCUCAAGAACGAUACGAAGAGACGAAUGAAAUAUGUGUCGACGUUGAGUCACGAGCGAGUCUCCUCAAGUAUGAGAGGCUGCGCGUAAAUGUUAUCUUGGCAAAGCUGUCACAUAUGAGAUCGGAGUUUGAGGCUGCGUUAUCACGAUGGAGCGAAGCAAUGCAGGCAUUGCAGGAAUUUUCCCUAGUAGAUGGACAGGUGCAGAACAUCAUCUCUGCGUCGAUGGCUGAUGUCUUGGACGCUCAAGGUCACAAUUGGUUAACUAAGGAAUCCCCCCGAAAGGCUUCGUUGACAGAAUUGGCAAAACCGGAGGGCGUGCCAUAUUGGAUUGCUGGUUUUCGACAAUGGGCAGAUUACCUUCAAUCUAGGGGCACCAAGUGUUGUGAUGAUUAA